UAACACUUCAAAUGUUCAAAUGUUCACUUAACACGCUAUUCUAAUACUUAACCACUUACCAACUCUGGAUAGGCCACCUGCUUUCUCCCAACAUUAUACAUCCUGGGAGUCUUAUUCAAGUUCUCAACUACAUCUGACCGUUGUACAUUUGUUCAGCCUACUUUGAAGCGUGCUUAGAUUUCAGUAAGCACCUCGUGCCUGAAAUAGGCGGUUAUUCCAACAUCUGGGACUGCCUUGCAGGGAACACGAAAUUACACGCGCCACCCACUCCUCCAACCUGCUACUAUCCAACAUCCGCUCAUUCAUACUACUCUGCGCGCCCAACCCUGCCCUACAAAGAUGGCCAACUUGGGCCCCAAGAGGUUGACCAAGGAGCUAGCUAAGAUCUCCAAUAGCUUACCUCCUGGCAUUGCCUUGGUCUCGGCGGAUAACCUAGAAGAAUGGCAACUUGACAUCAAAGUACUUGAUCAGAAUCCUAUCUACAUAGGUCAAAUCUAUCGGCUGAAGUUCAAGUUCAACAAUGCGUAUCCCAUCGAGCCUCCCGAAGUAACAUUCGUCAAGCUGGAUGAUCGACCAAUACCUAUGCACCCCCAUAUCUAUUCGAAUGGGAUUAUAUGCCUUGACCUUCUAGGAACGCAAGGAUGGAGCCCAGUUCAAAAUGUGGAGAGCGUGUGCAUGAGCAUCCAGAGCAUGUUGACAGGAAACACCAAGAACGAGCGACCGCCUGGCGACGAGGACUUUGUGCGCGGAAACCGCCUGCGGCCCAGAGACAUCGACUUCUACUAUCACGAUAACACCGUAUAGAAGCAUUGUGUCUUGCGCAUUAACACAGGCUCCAAGGUAGAACAUAACCAUUGCAAUACUGCUUGCUGGUACUGGUGCUUAUAAUUACUGCAUUGCGGCGCCAAACCUGAUAUCGAUAUAUCGAUACAUUUCCUUUUCCAUCUGCAUGGUGGCUACUUGGGCUAAAUUUUCGAGGGAAAAUGGAGUUGAACACCUACGGGUGAAGGAGAUUCAUCGUCAUUAUCAUCAUCAUCAAAAGAUGCGGAGUUCUGAACGGUCAAGAGCAGCCCCAUAAGGCUGACAUGCGCGUUGCGCAGGUAGGCUGUGUGUGAUUUUCAUGUGAUUGUCAAGCAACAUCAGUGCUGGGAGCCGAUGCUCUCUGCGGGGUGGUUUCUGCAAUUGUAUUUACUUGCUCAGGACGAAUAUGCCUAAUAUGCCUCUAUGUCAACACUCCCAUUCUGUAAUCAAGACGCAAAUGGAACUGUGAAUAAUCAACUUAUCUUGGCAACUACAUACAUAUGAGCACCUACAUACUACCUACUAUGUAACCGGUUAGGAGUUUCCAAC
Hypoxylon fragiforme is the source of this 1350-nucleotide messenger RNA. RefSeq names its product ubiquitin conjugating enzyme. The record is from RefSeq and is a predicted model, not a curated record. Gene Ontology annotation, biological process: protein polyubiquitination; proteasome-mediated ubiquitin-dependent protein catabolic process. Gene Ontology annotation, molecular function: ubiquitin conjugating enzyme activity. NCBI's taxonomy places the organism in Eukaryota, Fungi, Ascomycota, Sordariomycetes, Xylariales, Hypoxylaceae. Gene Ontology annotation, cellular component: nucleus. Bases 340 to 804 code for a protein of 154 amino acids. The transcript has 3 exons.